Molecule: messenger RNA, 1526 nt
Organism: Microplitis demolitor
Lineage: Eukaryota; Metazoa; Arthropoda; Insecta; Hymenoptera; Braconidae
Exons: 3
Coding region: 1-1233 (410 amino acids)
Source: RefSeq, a predicted model, not a curated record
AUGAACUUGUCACCCGAUGAGCAAAAAUUAGUUUUAACUGCUAUUCAGUCGCUGAAGCUUCCAGGGCCAUAUAUUUCACAUGGACCGAUUGAACAGAACGGCUCACUGUACAAUAAUUUUUUGAUUCAUCUGAAAGACAAUAAUAUCACGACAGUUGAGGCUAUUACCAAAGAGGUUGUCAAAACUGCCGUCCGGACAAUUUAUGCCACUCGGAGCAAUCUCGCUAAAUCCGAGGAACAAGUCUUAAAAAUGAUCGAAGCUUACGGAAACAUUAUCCAAUAUAACUUAAAUAUAUUGGCCUCUCAUGUCGACGUGGUUUUGAUACCUCCACAGGAACAAGUUACUAUGCCACAGAUGAACAGGUACUUGACUGUGAUGUGUAGUCAUCGAGAGGAGGUCCUGUAUGAUAUUCGCACCAAAUCAAGGCCGACAGAUCUUCUAGUUUAUAAAAUUUGGACUUGGUCUGACCAAGUAGAACCAUUUUCACUGCAGUUGCAGAAAUUAAUCGUUUCCUUAACGAUAAAAUUUGUUAUUGCUGACACUUACGGCAUUACCAUCUACGGGAUCCCUAAAUUUGGAAGUUUCAACCACCGUAAUUUCGUAAAUUGGUUAAAAAUCUGGAAAUUACCUCCGGAAAUAAUGCCGUCGACAUAUACCCAAAAGGGCGUACUUGCUUUAAAGACGCGAAAGCCAGCUAGCAAGCUAACCUCACGUAAAAGCCGGUCCACCAGCUUGAGUAUCGCUAAAUCAGAUUCAAAUCCGCAACACUCAAAGCAGUUGUCGACACAAAAUAUCGCUAAAACUCGGCGAACUGUGCUCGGCGAACCUCAUAAACAUUCGCGCUCUUUUUGUACAGAUCAGAAACGGUCAAUCUCGGAAAGCACCGGCAACCUCAGCCCGUACAUCAAAAGACAAAGAAAAUUAUACAGAAAAGUCUCGUAUUAUCGAUCGAGUUCAUCCGACUCUGCAGAUAAUAAUUCAAAUGAACUCCCGAAACCUCCGGUAAAAAUGGACGAACAGUCAUCUUCCGAUACCAAUGAGUCUCGUGCCUCAGAUAGUGUGGCACGAAUGCCGUCCCCCACCGAUACCGAGGACUUCAAUGCCGUGGUAGUUCCGGAAAGACAGCCAUCCCUCGUGGAUCCUAAGGAGUCUGGUGCCGCGGUAUCAGUAAUUCCGGAAAGUCAGCCAUCCCCGGUCAAUACAAGGAGUUGCCAUUGUCCUGUCCACCAAUGAAUGAAACCUCUGAAAAUGACGGAAAGGAAGAGUCAAAUAACGACAAACAAUUAUCGGAUAGAGAUACAUUAAAGAUGAAAUUGGAUUCCAUCCUGGAAAAGUAUGGCCAUCGGACAGAUAUAAAUAUUAAAAUCAAGUCGAUGGGUCCCUACUAUCAUUCCCUAGUAAACGACGAGUGUUCAAAAUAUUUCAAAUCUAUUUGCCGCUGUUAUCUUACCCAAAAUGUAAAAGACGAAGAUUUGGAAUUCAUCAUGAAAGUUAUGGAAAACAUUUCCGAACUCGUUGCGAUCGAU